Coffea eugenioides is the source of this 1622-nucleotide messenger RNA. Its product is annotated as zinc-finger homeodomain protein 9-like. The coding region runs from base 262 to 1347 and encodes 361 amino acids. NCBI's taxonomy places the organism in Eukaryota, Viridiplantae, Streptophyta, Magnoliopsida, Gentianales, Rubiaceae. The transcript has a single exon. The record is from RefSeq and is a predicted model, not a curated record. Gene Ontology annotation, cellular component: nucleus. Gene Ontology annotation, molecular function: DNA-binding transcription factor activity; transcription cis-regulatory region binding. Gene Ontology annotation, biological process: regulation of DNA-templated transcription; regulation of developmental process.
CCCCUUCCCAUAACCACAGCUCCCUCAGUCUUUCAUUUCUUUUCUCUUUCCAUCUAUCUUUCCCCACCUUAACCCACUGAAGCUUAGCUACAUCUCUCCUCCUCCUUUCUUCUUCCAGCUCCAUGGAGAAAGCUCCACAUCUUUUUCGUCCAAAACCCUAACCCUAACUCUAAUCCUCAACUAUCUUAAAGGAAAGGCACCCAAAAAAAAAAAAAAACAGACUAGCACUUGUAACUAAAAAUUCUUCUACAUGUUUGAGCCAUGGACUUAACUGUCACUAAUACCACAAUCACCACCACUGCAUCUGUCAAAACCCCCGAAGCUGAAACCGAAACCCCAACGCGGAUCCAACCAUCUAAGCCCUCUUCUUUCUCUAACGGCGUCCUCAAGCGCCACCCUGCUGUCCACCACCACUUCCACCACCACCACGCCAGCUUCAACAACAACAACAACCACCACCACCACCCACAUGCUACCCUUCUGGUUACUUACAAGGAAUGCCUCAAGAACCACGCCGCCAGCUUGGGAGGCCACGCCGUCGACGGUUGCGGCGAGUUCAUGCCUUCCCCUACUGCCACUCCCACUGACCCCACCUCCCUCAAAUGCGCUGCCUGCGGCUGCCACCGCAACUUCCACCGCCGGGAGCCUGAAGAGCCGCUCCCACCUCCUAACACCACCGCAGCUCUCGAGUACCAGCCCCACCACCGCCACCAUCCUCCACCUCCGCUCCCACCAGCUCAACGUAGCAGCGGUGGACACAGCAGCCCCAGUUCUCCGUCUCCUCCGCCGAUCUCCUCGUCAUAUUACCCCUCGGCUCCCCACAUGCUUCUCGCCCUCAGUGCAGGCUUGUCGGGCCCGCCCCAGGACAGCAACAUCCCCAUAACCCCCACGGCCAACGCGGGCGCCGCUGUCACGGCUGGAAACUCGAAUGGGAGGAAGAGGUACCGGACAAAAUUCACUCCGGAUCAGAAGGAAAAAAUGCUGGAUUUCGCUGAGAAAGUUGGAUGGAAAAUUCAGAAGAGAGACGAAGAUUUGAUCGCGGAAUUCUGCAACGAAAUUGGGGUGGAUAAAGGGGUGCUCAAAGUUUGGAUGCAUAACAACAAAAACACUUUUGGAAAGAGAGAUCAAGCUAACAUUUCCUCCGGCGGGGCCAACUCCGCGGCCGCAGGAGCAGCAGCAACGACAGACAACGGCAACGGUAUGGAAUUCACUAUCCACUACCACCACCAAAAUCAUGAAAACAACAAUGACAACAAAAACGGGAGUCAUAACCACGAGUUAAUGCACCAUAGUGAUAGUGUUAGUGCUCAUGUUGUGGCCACUAACGGGUCAUCCUCUUCUUCUUGAUCUUUUGGAAUGGAUGGAUGGAUGAAGGAUGAAUAAUAAGUUUUAGUAGGUGAUAGCUAUCAGAAAGAAAAAGAGAGUGGAGACACUAAGCUGAGACUGCUACUGUUAGUUACUGCUUUAUUAGAUUUUCUUUUGUUCCUUUCUUCCCCCUAUUUUGAGAAUGUUGUUCUUAGCUAACGAACGACUAGCGAUCCGUGAAAAAGAUUUAGUAAAAGAUAAAAAUGGAGGGCUAUUGUUCAAUUGGGAAUUUAAAUUUUAAAUUUUUCGUUUUGACA